This is a messenger RNA of Manduca sexta (tobacco hornworm), 4882 nucleotides long. RefSeq names its product Down syndrome cell adhesion molecule-like protein Dscam2. Gene Ontology annotation, molecular function: protein binding. The transcript has 29 exons. Gene Ontology annotation, biological process: cell-cell adhesion; axon guidance. Gene Ontology annotation, cellular component: axon; plasma membrane. Lineage: Eukaryota; Metazoa; Arthropoda; Insecta; Lepidoptera; Sphingidae. The coding region runs from base 1 to 4188 and encodes 1395 amino acids. The record is from RefSeq and is a predicted model, not a curated record.
AUGGUCAUAUGUACCCCUCUGUCCUCAGGUCUGGAUAGGAGAAAAAGACUGGCCGACAACAGAGUUCUGAUCACGCAGCAUUUCACCGAAAGAACAGUCACUCCUGGGGGCGAUAUAAGCAUGCAGUGUGCGGCGACAGCUGAUAAGCCACCGCAAUUUGUGUGGGAGAGAGACGGCAUCAUCGUGUCCAGUAAUACGGAUCCAAGGUAUGCUAUAGGCCAAAUCAUGACAACAGACAACUCAGUGGUAGCGCAACUGAACAUCACCAGGGUGAGGGUCGAAGACGGAGGACUCUACUCCUGUACGGCCAAGGAAGGCGAGCAUUCAGCCAGCCACGAGAACAGACUUGAUGUUUAUGGUCCGCCAUACAUCCGAUCUCUACCACCAAUUAAAGUACAGAGUGGAGAAUCUGUAAAUUUAAGAUGUCCAUUCUACGGAUAUCCCAUAAGCAAAAUCGACUGGGAAUACCAAGGCAAACUUCUUACUACAAACAGCCUUUUCCAAACACGUUACAAAAGAUCUAAACACAAAACCAGAAGGAACGCCCCGUUAGUCAACAUCAAUGGAGUGCUCACCAUCCCAGAAGUAACUAAAGAACAAAACGGGGCUAUAUACACUUGUAUUGUGACCAGUCCUUCUGGUGAGAUGGCAAGACGAGCCUUCGAAAUUCAGGUGAUAGAAGCGCCGGUCCUUGAUGAUUUGCUACUAGGAACUAAUCUUCAAGAAGGUCAGAUCGUGAAUAUAUAUUGCAAUGUCAGGACUGGAGACUUGCCGAUACAUUUCGAGUGGUUGAAGGAUGGGAAACGGAUUCCGAGUAAUUUGAAGGUUGUAGAACGAAAUUCAGAGUUAUUCAGCGCUUUGGUAAUUAAGAAAGUUUCAUUAGAACAUUGUGGAACAUAUACGUGCGUGGCAUCGAACCACGUGGCUAAAGUAAACCGUUCUACCGAUCUCUAUAUCAAAGUUGCACCUAAAUGGCUCGAAGAGCCUGCCAACUCCUCACUUCUCCUGGGCAGAAGAGGAGCGGUCUCCUGCAGCGCCAGUGGAUACCCUCAGCCUCAAGUGCACUGGAUGAAGAAAGAUGCGCUUCUAGGCACCUGGCAACCGGUGUUGGAAUUGGCAGGUGGAGGCAUUCUCAGUCUUCCUAACGGGACCCUUGUAAUCGAGGAGGUUUCCCUAACUGAUGAAGGCCUCUACUCUUGCAAUGUAGAGAAUGGAGUCGGACAGCCACUGAGCAAAACUAUUUGGAUGAGUGUAAAUAAACCAGUACACUUCGAGUCUUCAUCAGCUAACGUGACGUCACAAUUAGGACACCCUGUACGUCUCGAAUGCAAACCUCUCGGAGACGAUCCCAUCAGAGUCGCGUGGUCGCAUAAUGGGAAUGUAGUGGAUAUGCAGAACCAACGCAUCAAGUUCUCAGAAGCCAAGACAUCCCUCGGCUUGACAAGUACCAUUAACAUCCAAUACUCGGAGACCAGAGACGCUGGUUACUACCAAUGCCGAGCCAGCAACCCGUACGGAGCUGCUACCUUUAACGUCGAACUUACUAUAUUGGAACCACCAACUCCGCCAUCAGACCUUCGUGUGGAAUCUGUCCGGCCCAGGGCAGCUGUCGUCUCCUGGAGAGAUACCCUGCGGGCCAACGCGAGACACUACUCUCUCCAGUACUCGACUGGCCACUACGCUCAUACGUGGGAUCAUGCUGUCACCAUGAACGUUACGAGGAAAGACACAGACGUCCGUCAGUCAGUAGAACUCCAAAACCUUCGACCAGCAACGGCGUACAUAGCCAGAGUGGCGACAGGCAAUCAGGUCGGAAUCAGCCAGUUCACUGCACCGGUGCAUUUCACUACACAUGAAGAAGCCCCAUCUUCACCCCCUACAAACGUGCAAGCAGAACAGACAGAGAACCCAGGAGAGUUGCAGGUAUCAUGGAUGUCGCCUCUCAAGGAAACUCAUAACGGAGUCAUCAUAGGCUACCAUGUUAAGGCCGUUGCACAGAAUUCUGGAGCAGAUGAUUCCGAUUCGAGGACGUUAAAGGUAUCACAAUUGUCUGGAAAGCAAGAAACUUUGCUUAGCGGACUCUUGAAGAACACCAAAUAUGCAGUAUCAGUCUCAGCCUUUACCAGUGCAGGAUCUGGACCAUUCUCGCUGCCAGUAUUCCAAGACACAAGAGAAGGCGCCCCUGAACAAGCCCCGUCAUCAGUAGAAUGUACUGCCACCUCAUCAACUUCCCUCAGGGUUGGCUGGCAGCCUAUAGCACUGCCUGGUCAGGGCAGUUCUCUUGUUGGAUACUCCGUACUUUACGCUACGGAAGAUGGCGCCUGGCACAACCAAACAGCACUCCACACGGAACUCUAUCUGCAGAACUUACAAAAGUACACAAAUUUCACCAUCAAAGUGGCGGGAUUUUCCAAUUUUGGCACUGGACCAUAUUCAUACCCAAUUAUCUGCGCUACACUUCAAGAUGUUCCUGGACCGCCUGCGGACAUUAAAAUGUUAGUUCUGUCGUCAACGUCACUUCUCGUCAGUUGGAAGAAGCCAGAUCAUCCGAACGGGGAGAUAUUAUACUAUACUGUAUAUGUGAAGCCAGCUGCUAGUGGUGGAACAGCAAGACGCGUGCGUGCCGAAGGGACCCGGCGUAGUGCGGAAAUCCGCGAGGUGACUGCGGGCCGCGCGUACGACGCGUGGGUGCGCGCCGCCACCGCCGCCGGCGAGGGCGCGCCCUCACGCACGCUCACCAAGGCGCCUGAUCAUCGAGUGGUAGCAGGAGUAGCGUCUUUAGGUGGAACGAUAUCAGUAGGCGUGGGUCGGUCGGUGCUGCUGGUGUGCCAGUGCGUGGGCGCGCCGCCGCCGCGCACCGUGUGGUACCACCAGCACAACAUCAUCACGCACCACCCGCGCUUCACCAGGAACCACGACGAUAGUCUGCUGAUUAAUAACAUAGAUCAGUCCCUCAGCGGGAACUACACUUGCCUCGCCAAGAACCUCUAUGGUUCUGAUUCAGUGGAAUACAACGUGAUAGUCCUCCCGCUGCCUGAGUCCCCAGUCCUCCGAGCCACUCCGUACAAGGACUCGAUCCUGGUGGAGUGGGAACAGCCGUUCUAUAUCACCAACAGAAGCUCUAGCCAAAAGAUAAGUUACAGCCUAACUUGGAAGGAAGCGAACGGUCCAUGGCAAGAAGCCUGGCCGUCCAAUAAGUUGCCCAACAUGUCGGGAGUCCAGAAACACACGCUAACCGGCUUGAAGUGCGGGACCAAGUACUCGUUGAGAAUCACGGCUACCAAUAAGGUUGGGACUUCCCAACCUGCUUACAUGGACGUCAGUACCCUGGGAGGAGUACCAAUCCCACCAUCAACGAACGAGUGGUUGUGGAGCAACUGCACCCACAUCUACGUGCAGCUAGCGGGAUGGGAUGACGCUGGCUGCGAGCUGAGAGGAUGGGAUGUAGAGUACCGUCAGCUUGGAAGCCGAGUAUGGACCCGGGCGCAUAAUACUAUGGCUUACUCAGACAUACCGUCGUGGAGCCUAGCGCCACUCUACCAACCCAAGAGUCCGUACCGACCAGGGUCGUUCGCGAUAGGCGAUCUGCGACCAGCCACGUGGUACCAGUUGCGGAUGACAGCUUCCAACGAAGCUGGGAGUGUCACUACAGUAUAUAGCUAUGCUACUAAGAAUGAGGAUGGAAGCGAAGUUGGUCCACCAUCAGAUUUGUUUGACUUGAACAUGCUGGUGAUCAUCUGCAGCUCUAUUUUGCUGACGCUAUGUUUGUUGAGCUGCGUGUACAUACUCGUCAAAAGGCAAAGGGGAAACCUGACAGAGUACAGGGACUCCAUAACCGUGGAGAACAAGUCAGAGAGCGGGAACGUGACAGCCAACACUUCGCACACUAACCUGGCCAAUGUUAAGGAGAACUCUGUCAACCCUCAAAACAGGAUAUACAGCGCGCCGAUACACAUGAUGAAUAAUAGUAAACAUGAAUUGUACGAGAUCAGCCCGUAUGCGCAGUUCGCUGUCGGCUUUAGAACAUUCGGUCACGUGGAAAAUCAGGACUUACCCAAUCGACAUAAGAGAUAUGACACUGAGACGAGUUUCCAAGUGUGUUCUGAGUCGGAAGACAGCGACAGCAUAUCCAAAUCUACACUGAAGAGUGUACCUAGAAAAGUAUGCAGAACUCCGCAUCACAGGUAACUAGCCAAAGAAUUAUCAUUCUAAAUGAUAAUACAAAAAGGAAUUUCUUUUCGUGGACCAUCUACGUCUAGUGUAUAACCGUUUCACUAUAUCUAAGGGCUGUUUCACAUCUGAGUAAACAAUCAUCAUAUUUAGAUUUUAGCAAAGUUCAAGCUAACAGAAUGGCGAGCAGUACUGUGUGUUAGCGGAAUCAUUUGGAGCCACUUUUGACUUCAUAACUCAAAAAGCGAUUUUACAUAAACGUGUCAAAUUUGGCUUAUAUAUUAAGAUUUGCGAGAUUCAUAUCGAUGGUUAGCAGCAUCCGCCACCUAUGGACUUAAGCAAUGCCAGCGGCAUAGCCAAGCCGUUGCAUACCAGAUGGUGAGCACUUUUUUUAAAGAAUGACAAGCGAUCGAGAAAUACAGAUGUAAGGAGAUCAAUCCAAAGUUUGCAUUACAUUGUGAAACAAGCCCGUAUUCUUACUGCCAUAAUUGUAAAAUUUUAGUAAACCCCAUGAUAAAAUUAUAAACAUUUCAAACCACACAGAUUUGAGUCAUAAUACCAUCGAAUUGGGAUUCAUAUUUCUGUGUAGUAUUGUUUUAAUGAGCGAUGAACUUGUCAUACAAUAAAUAAACAAUUGUAUUGUCUAUAAUGAUCGAUUGAUGUCAAUAAAAGAUCCUAAUUUCAAUCUUAUAUCUGAUAGGGAAAAUUAACC